Messenger RNA from Carassius gibelio (silver crucian carp), 1638 nucleotides. RefSeq names its product parathyroid hormone 4 (gene pth4). Bases 808 to 1146 code for a protein of 112 amino acids. The transcript has 4 exons. Gene Ontology annotation, molecular function: peptide hormone receptor binding; hormone activity. The record is from RefSeq and is a predicted model, not a curated record. Gene Ontology annotation, cellular component: extracellular region. Lineage: Eukaryota; Metazoa; Chordata; Actinopteri; Cypriniformes; Cyprinidae. Gene Ontology annotation, biological process: osteoblast development; regulation of chondrocyte differentiation; adenylate cyclase-activating G protein-coupled receptor signaling pathway.
GUUCGCGGCUCAAAAUGGCGCACGCGUUCACACGCGACUGAACACGAACCACUGUGACACAUAAUCGAUCUCUAUAACGGGUAAAAACAGCCUGGAGCUGCUGGAAAUAUUAUUAAGACUACUGUUAAACCAAUACAGGAAUCAUCAUCGACGUCCCCAUCAAGCACUGGCAUUUCUCACCGUUAGAAACCACAUCUGAGAUGUGUUGCUAGGGCUGUGAGAGUCUUCGGCGAUGCUGCUGACGUGGAAACACACGCUUACUUCUGAAGUUCUAACGAAAAGGCAUUUUAACUAGAACGCUCGUUAUGAACGCCAACGGCUUUAUCGACUGGGACUUUUCAUUUCGACAACCAUCCUGCGUCAGUUUUUAACUCUCAAACUUCUCCAAUUCUGAGACUCGUCUUCAUCUCUUCCCCUGUUUUUAGUGGAAAACACUCAUCUCGCUGGCUUUCUCAGCAGAUUCACAUUUCUGAUGAGAAACUGAAAGCCAGAAGAUCUCAAAUUUUAAUCCCAGGCUGCGAGCUCAGUGUGAACACCAAACCUGUGAAGGAGAAAUGGAACGAAACCCAACACAAUGAUUGAUCAUUAGUUUGAUGCAUCCAUUAUAAAUGAUUUUGUGGAAGCAACUAAGGCAUAUCUUUAUGAUAAUUGGGGCUCAGGAGGAGGAGGGGACGUGAGGUCACUUCCUGUGUUGGGGACGCCGGGGGUCUAUAUAAACCCUGGGACCUGAGCGUCUGUUGGUCAAUCUUCUGCAGGAGAGCAGACGAGAGAGAGACGACACCUCGAGGCGUUUCAGUGUUUCUGCUGAUGAUGUUGAAGACACAGAGAUCUCAGCAGCGCGUCGCUCUCAUGAUACUGAUGGUGAUCACAGCCGUGCAGUGUCAGGAGGACCAGAGCAGGAGGGCGGUCACAGAGCAUCAGCUGAUGCACGAUCGCGGUCGCUCCAUCCAGAGUCUGAGGCGCUUGAUCUGGCUGUCCAGCGCCAUCGAGGGGCUCCACACUGCGCAGGCGCGCGCACUGAGCGCUGUCGAGGACGAGCCGGACAGCAGGUGGCGCGCGCAGCCCAAGAGAGCGCUGGAGACGCUUCUGAGUGACGUGUACAGACCACACCUCCUCAACGCUGCGCUCGGAGACGGAGAGAAAUAACAUCAUCUCGAAGACACGUCCGAGUCACCGAGGACUGUCCACCCGUCUACACUGAUGUCUACACUCAUUAUGAUCAACAAUACUCUGUUAUACACAAACCACGCUGAUUAUAACGCAGGCGAUGUAGCUGUGUCUCCACUGCGCAGACGCAGAACUGCUGCUGUGUAAAUCUGUCUGUCAGUCUUUAAACAUUUAUAUUUGAGACAUGCUAGAUACCAUGGUACUUCAAACACACCACCUAGUGUCACAUAUGGUUUCCACAAAGUACUUUAUGACUGUAUUUAUUUACACACGUGCAUAAUGAUGGUACUUUUUUGGGUGGAAGUAUUUCUGGUGUGCAUUUAUUCAUCGGAUGUCAUGGUAUGCGUGUUUGACGGGGUUCAGAUAUUUAGUAAAUCAUUCUUGCUAUUAUAUUUAUUUAUAUGGAAGGCUAUGAACUGAUCGGUUUUUGUUUUUACUAUGUGUGCGCGAUUAAAGAUGCUUUUAAGUAAA